Messenger RNA from Ceratitis capitata (Mediterranean fruit fly), 4653 nucleotides. RefSeq names its product WD repeat-containing protein 19 (gene Oseg6). The coding region runs from base 263 to 4417 and encodes 1384 amino acids. NCBI's taxonomy places the organism in Eukaryota, Metazoa, Arthropoda, Insecta, Diptera, Tephritidae. Gene Ontology annotation, cellular component: cilium; intraciliary transport particle A. The record is from RefSeq and is a predicted model, not a curated record. Gene Ontology annotation, biological process: cilium assembly; intraciliary retrograde transport. The transcript has 12 exons. Gene Ontology annotation, molecular function: protein binding.
UUAUUAUUAUUAUAUUGUGGAAAAAUAUUAUUAUUAAACCUGUUAAAGUGUUUUUGAAGAAAAAUGUCAGAUCGAAAAGGGAAAGUUAAUCAUUGCUCGAUUAUUAAAUGAAAUAGCUGUAAAUAUUGAACUUUUUAAUAUAGAUUAAAUCCAUUUUGAAGAUUAUGGAAUAGUGUUCCCAGCUAUUAAAUAUUAAUAUGUAGGGGUACUCGUUAUAAAGUGAAUUUUACGAGCUAAUAUUAAAAGUUAAAUUGCCCACAAUAUGUCUUUUGAUAAAUUACUUUACAAAUUCGAUGAUCCACAUGGACCUGGCGAUGUUUAUUUCAUCUGGCAAAAGGGAUCAGCGGGAGCUUUAUUGGCAACCACUGGAUCAGAUGGUUCAGUGGCCAUAUUCAAUAGGCACGGACAAUUGGUAGAACGCUUAUUGUUGGCCGGAUUAUGUUCCGGAUUUGCGUGGGAUCAUGGUGGUGAAUUGUUGGGUAUUAUAAAUGCAUCUACACCUGUUAUAACUAUAUGGGAUUCAAGUACACAACUGAAAACAACAAUUGAAUCAGGUUUGCGCGAUCCACUAACUUGCAUAGUUUGGUCAAAGCAAGAACAAGUGUUGGCUGUGGGCACAGCCCGAGGCAACUUAGCAAUUUACAAUCAUCGCUCAGGCAAACGUACACCAAUUUUAGGCAAACAUAAUAAACGUAUUACAUGUGGCGCUUGGUCUGCACAAAAUUUACUCGCUCUGGGCUCAGAUGAUAAGAGUUUCUCUUUGAGUAAUGAAGCUGGUGAUACAAUGCGUGUGGUACAAUUGAGAGAUGCACCAACUGAUAUGUAUUUUGCUCAAAUGGCUAACGAAGAACGGGUUAGCGGAAGUAAUGGCAGUCUUGGAGAUGUUGGUGGUAGUCUGGCAGGUAGUCCUGGUGGAGAAAAUACAGUUAGCAUGAUUAUUGGCAAACGUACUUUGUUUCUGUAUUAUUUACCUGAACCGGACGCCCCAACGGAAUUGGGCUUUCAAAGCCGUUAUGGUUCACUGUUGCAGCACAAAUGGUUUGGUGAUGGUUAUAUUUUGUUGGGUUUCUCGAAUGGACAUGUUGUGGCAAUAUCAACGCACCCACGUGACGUUGGACAGGAAUUAUGGCAGGUGAAAAAUCAUAAAGAAGAAUUGACGGGGUUAGCCUACUGUCCAUCGUUGGAUAUAGUGGCAUCAUGUGGCGACGAUACCAUAAAAAUCCAUUCAAUUACUAAUUUACAAGAAACCGAGAAAAUCAUAACCGUACCCGACCAUUCGGGCGUGCAAAUGAUUGAUUGGUCCAGUGAUGGACAACUACUGGCAGUUACUUCCAUGGCUGGCACAGUUUAUAUAUAUGUAACUAAGCUAUCAGUACUCUAUGCCGUAUCACCACCACGUAUUGCUAUUUUGAGCAGCUUAUCAGAAGUAUCGAUUUACGUAUAUUCACCGGAGAAGUCCACUAAGCCAAUGCCAUAUCGUCUGAGCUUAAUAGAUGAGCCUAGUUUCUUGGCAAUCGGCCCCUAUUAUCUAGCUACAGGCCUUGAUAAUCAUGUGUGGUUCUAUGAUUUGGGCAAAACGCUGGGUGAUCAACCGCAAUUACUUAGUGAACGUGAUUUUCCUGCACCAAUUGUUGACUUCAAGUUGAACGCCGAUUACUGUGCUGCUUUGUGUAAUUCGCGCCUGUUACUGCAAGCUGUUGUAACCGAUAAUCCGAAUGUUAAGGAUAAGCUCUCACAAACGUUCCCAACUGCGCUGGCGGGUUUGAAUGAUGCAGUGAUAACUUGUUUUUGUUUGACGCAGGAAUUUUUAAUAUUCGCCACGGAUCUCGGUCAUCUUAUGUAUUUUUCUCUCGACAAAUGGGACGUUUGUACAAAAUACACACAUAAUAUGGGCAUACGCAAAAUUUAUUCUGAUACGGAGGGUACUAAAAUAAUAUUUAUUGAUGAACAUGGACAAGGUUAUGUAUUUCUGCCGGCCUUGGAGGAUACCGUUAUUAUAACGGACUUUCCAAAAAAGUGUGAAGGUUGCCUGUGGGAUGUAGCACAACAGCACGUUUUUAUAACAUUCGAUUCUAAAUUGGUGACCACACAUGCCUUCGUGCGUUACUCGGUUAGAGGUAAACACACACUGAAGAUUGGCGAAAGUAAACUGAACUCGGUUCAGUGUCCGCUCAUGCUGUGCGAGGGUGAAAUGGUUCUGCACAUUGAUGGCGGACAAUAUGCUACACAAACGCUGACCACUCAUUUGGUUACGCCAAGUGUAAGCCCUAGCAUAAAUUUGAAAAUGUUUUUAAAUCUCAAAAACUACGUGGACGCGUACAAGACCUGCGAGCGUAUGAAUGCACGCUCGGGUUGGUUGGAAUUUGGGGAGCAGGCAAUUGCCGACUUGGAACCAGACAUUGCGUUACGUGCAUAUCGGCACAUCGGCGAUGCCGCCAUGGUCAGUGCUUUGGAAAAUAUGCGUUAUAUAGAAGAUGUUACUAUGCUUACCGGGUUCUGCUGCCUGCUAUUGGGAAAGUAUGACGAGGCAAAAGAUUACUUCUUACGCGGUACAUAUACAAAAGAAGCGCUGGAGAUUUGCCGUGAUUUGUUGCAGUGGGAGCAAGCAUUGUUGUUGGCUCAUAAAUUCGAACCGGAUGAGGUGCCGUUCAUUGCGCGGGAAUAUGCUCAGCAACUGGAAUUUUCUGGCAAUUACGCCGAUGCACUAUAUCACUACGAGAAAGGUUACAAAGAGGAUUUGAUUAAUGAUAAUGAAGAACAGCUAAUAGACUUAUCGCCCGAUUAUGAAGAGCAUGUUCGACAAUGCAAAAUGGGUAUAGCACGAACAUCGAUACGGGCUGGGGACUUUCGGCGUGGCAUCCAAUAUGCCGUGGAACUGAAUGACAAACAACUACUUUACGACUGUGCCGAACUUUUAGCCACUGUCGGCCAUUACACCGAAGCCGCCGGUCUGUAUGAGCGCGGCGAGUAUUUCGAUGAAGCUUGCAGCCAUUACAUCCAUUUGAAAAUGUGGAACAAGGCAAACCAGAUUUUACCACAGGUAAAGAGCACCAAAUUGCACGCCGCAUACGCGAAGGCCAAAGAGGCCGACGGUCAGUAUCAAGAGGCUAUUGAUAGCUAUCGCACUGCUGGUGACUUGGACGCCUGCGUGCGUAUCUACUUGGAUCAUUUGUGUGAUCCGCAUAUGGCUUCCGAAAUUGUGCUCGAGUCACGUUCCAUGGAGGCGGCUAAGAUGUUGGCGAAAUUCUAUCAGAAAAUUGGCGACAUCGAGCAGGCACUACAGUUUCUAGUCAUAUGCGGGUGUGUAGAAGAGGCAUUCGCACUCGCUCAACGUCAUAAUAAACUCAAACAACACGGUGAACUGUUGCAGCGUUACGAGAACGCCAAGUCUAGUGAUUACCUAGCGCUAGCGCAUUACUUUGAAGCCGAGAAGUACACGUUGCUGGCGGGAAAGUAUUAUUUUUUGGCGCGUGAGUUCAGCAAAGCUUUGCGUUUUCUGCUCAAAGCCUCAGCGUUUAGCAACGAAGAGACGCAGGCGCUCUCGCUCGCUAUCGACUGUGUGGCCACAUCGAAUAACGAACAGUUGGCCACACAAUUAAUUGAAUUUCUACUUGGCGAGGUCGAUGGUGUGCCCAAAGAUCCGCGUUAUCUCUUUCGUCUAUACAUGGCACGCAAGCACUACAAGGAUGCGGCCAAGACGGGGGUUAUUGUGGCAAACCAGGAGCAGUUGGCGGGCAAUUAUAAGACGGCACGCGAUAUGCUCUUCUCAAUGUACCAGGAGUUGAGGCGUAAUAAUUUUGCAGUUUCGGCGGACAUGCGUCACAACUUAAUACUCUUGCACCGUUACACAUUGGUGCGCAUACACGUGAAGCUCGGCAACCAUCUGUUGGCCGCAAAGUUGCUGGUGCAAGUUGCCGCCAACAUCUCACAGUUUCCCGAGCAUAUUGUACCCAUACUCACCUCCACCGUUAUCGAAUGCCAUCGCGCUGGUUUGAAGAAGUCUGCAUUCCUGUACGCCUCGAUGUUGAUGCGUCCCGACUAUCGCCAUCAAUUGGAUCCACGGUAUGCGAAGAAAGUCGAAGCAAUCGUUCGUAAAGCGCCCAAGGGCAUCAAAAUGUUAAGCGAUGAUAUCGAUGUGGAGACAAUGGAAUGUCCCAUUUGCGGAACGAAUUUGCCAAAUAUGGAGGUGACCUGUCACAGUUGCAAGACAACGCUGCCCAUUUGCAUAGCUACUGGACAACAUAUUAUCAAACAGCAAAUGACAUCAUGUCCGGAGUGUGAUUUCCUCUGUUUUCGUGCAGAAAUGGAGAAAAUACUUUCCGAGUUGAAUGUAUGUCCGAUGUGUGGAGAGCAUGUUGCGCCUGAACAGCUGUUGGAUGUAGAGGAUAUACGCCCAUAUAUAUUGGCAUCUUCUUAGUGGCCGUCCGUAGUGUAGUCUUUUGGUUUUAAGCUCCAAUGUUUAGUUGUUGUGUAUAGUAAUAAGAAUGCACGUUAAUUCGCACCAUAUAUGUAUGUAUGUAUGUAUGUAUCUAUUUAUAUAAAUCGCUCUGUAAUAUCAUCUACAUUCCACAUACACACAUACAUAUGUACAUGUAAGUAUAUGUUUUCUAUUGUACAAAAAGAUUUAAUAAACCCAAUCACUUGCAUCAUCAU